AUGCGGCCUCAGCCGCGGGGGACAGAGGAGCACAGGGAAGGAGGGGGCAGCGGCCUCCGCAGCAGCGACGCUCGGAGGGUCGCCGAGGCGGAGACCAGCCCCAGGGGUGGCCAGGCGGCUCCCCAGCUUCGGCGCCUUUGGGGACAGACGCACCGGGCGGCAGAGGCGCGCGACGACCCGGUGCUGCGGCGCCUCGAGUACUUCUGCAUCGCCUGGUUCAGCUUCGAGGUGUCGUCGCGCCUCCUGUUGGCGCCCAGCCCGCGGAACUUCUUCUGCCACCCACUCAACGUCAUCGACAUCGUGUCGGUGCUGCCUUUCUAUCUCACGCUGGUGGCCGGCGCGGCGCUCGGCGACCAGGGCGGUUCGGGCGGCGAGGAGCUCGGCGACCUGGGCAAGGUGGUGCAGGUGUUCCGCCUCAUGCGCAUCUUCCGCGUGCUCAAGCUGGCGCGCCACUCCACGGGGCUGCGCUCCCUGGGCGCCACGCUCAAGCACAGCUACCGUGAGGUGGGCAUCUUGCUGCUGUACCUGGCUGUGGGCGUGUCAGUGUUCUCCGGUGUGGCCUACACGGCUGAGAAGGAGGAAGACGUCGGCUUUGACACCAUCCCGGCCUGCUGGUGGUGGGGCACCGUGAGCAUGACCACUGUGGGCUACGGGGACGUGGUGCCGGUGACGGUGGCUGGCAAGCUGGCAGCUUCGGGCUGCAUCCUAGGGGGCAUCCUGGUGGUGGCCCUCCCCAUCACCAUCAUCUUCAAUAAGUUCUCUCAUUUCUACCGGCGCCAGAAGGCUCUGGAAGCAGCCGUGCGCAACAGCGGCCACCGGGAAUUUGAAGACUUGCUGAGCAGCGUUGAUGGGGUGUCGGAGGGGUCUCUGGAGACAUCUCGGGAGACCUCCCAGGAGGGAAGGUCUGCAGACCUGGAGGCCCAGGCCCCCAGUGGGCCUCCAAACUCUCAGAUUUAUUAAAACCAGGGCUCCAUGUCCCCCUUCGCACGCCCUUACAGU
Messenger RNA from Miniopterus natalensis, 999 nucleotides. The record is from RefSeq and is a predicted model, not a curated record. NCBI's taxonomy places the organism in Eukaryota, Metazoa, Chordata, Mammalia, Chiroptera, Miniopteridae.